Messenger RNA from Sycon ciliatum, 22101 nucleotides. Its product is annotated as protocadherin Fat 4-like. The transcript is spliced from 111 exons. NCBI's taxonomy places the organism in Eukaryota, Metazoa, Porifera, Calcarea, Leucosolenida, Sycettidae. The coding region runs from base 219 to 21443 and encodes 7074 amino acids. Gene Ontology annotation, biological process: homophilic cell-cell adhesion. Gene Ontology annotation, cellular component: plasma membrane. The record is from RefSeq and is a predicted model, not a curated record. Gene Ontology annotation, molecular function: calcium ion binding.
CAUCACUACACCGACACGGAUCCUAGUCCUAGAGCGGGUCUAGACGGGCUACACGCUUUGUGAAAUGAGUACGGCUUCCGUGAUCACAUAAAAGCGAACGUUGGCCGCGGAGAAGGACUUGGUGGUGACGAGCUGCUCACAGAACAGCAUCGUUGUUCAAGCGGAGCUAUUCUGAAACAACCAAGGACCGCGACACGGCUCGGCAUGGUAGCGUCACAAUGAAGUCUUCAGUCAAAUCGAAGCACAUCCCGCGCGCCAUCCUUUACGCUCUGAUCAUAGUCACUCUGUUUGCAGUUGAUCCGAGCGUAUCCUGGAGGCGCCGACGGCGGAGGCGGUGCACCACGAACAACUGGGGAGGUUGGAGUCGGUGCUCAGUAACAUGUGGAGCGGGAACACAGAAAAGAAAACGCACCACCAACUGUGGUGGAACCGCCACUGAAGGAAACCGUCAGUGUUCCCCGUUCGUUUUCUGUCCUGUUGACUGUCAAGUCAACGCGUGGAAGAAUGUGGGAAGCUGCACGAAGACGUGUGGAGGUGGUGCUAUACUGCAGACAAGGACUACCAAACAGAAACCAUUUUUCGGUGGAAAGGCAUGUCCUGUGUUGCAUCAGUUAGCAAACUGCGCAGUAAGCCCCUGUCCUGUGAGAUGCGUCUACAAUUUGUGGGCAGCGUGGAGCACAUGCCCUGGUUGCGGAGGAGGAACACAGCAGACGCGCACGCGCACCGUGACCUUGGCCACUCUUGGUUCAUCAUGCACCAGCACAUCGCAGUCGCGCAACGAUUACUGCAGGAAGUCAUGCUGCGCUCAAAAUUGCAUAAUGAGCAGCUGGACCAAUUACGGCUCUUGCUCUGUGUCCUGUGGCUAUGGGAUAAAGUGGCGAUAUCGAUCCGUUGUACGUAAAGCAGCUUGCGGUGGGACAGCUUGUCCUAAGUUACUGUCUUGGCACACAUCAUGUAGGGCGAAGCCAAAGCUGGAUUGCAAGGUGAAUAGCUGGGGAGGUUGGACUGUGAAACCCUGUAAGCCAUGCCUUGCAGGCGAUCAAUAUCGCUACCGCUCAGUUGUUAGUCAUCCUCAAUGCGGUGGCACGCCGUGCCCUGUUCUCACCGACAGCCGAAGUGCAAUAUGUCCAACGUGCUGCCCAAAGAGCUGCACGUGGAGUGCGUUCAACUCCUGGUCUACCUGCUCCAGCACAUGUGGUACAGGCCGGCGAUAUCGGUACCGCUCUCUCUUGUCAAAGGCGUCUUGCGGCGGAAGUUGCACAGGCUCGUCGCAAGACAUCCAGGGCUGUAAGCAGUUCAAGAACCAAGACUGCAAAGUGUCAGACUGGACUCUAUUCACGCCAUGCACCAGUGUGUGCGGCCUCGGCAAGAAAACUCGCACACGGGCGGUGAUUGUUCAACAGGCGUGUAAUGGUAGAGCCUGUCCACCCACUUCGGAUACACAGCCAUGCACCGUUUAUCAAGACAGAGACUGCAAGGUGAGUCUGUGGGGAAAGUGGACAGCCUGCAGUUCACCAUGUGCGGUUGGCUUGCAAUUUCGCUACCGCAAGGUCACCCAGGCUGAACAGUGCAGAGGUCAAUGCAAAGAUGCUCUGUCGGAAAGCCGUCCCUGUGGCACUGCGAACGGCGGAUGCGAUCAGGUUUGCAAGAGUGGCGUCUGUUCGUGUUCAAGUGGCUAUGUGCUAAGCUCUGAUCGGACGACGUGUGUCGCAAGAUCGUGCGGUUCGCCGAAGAUGUCGUCGUAUUGUGCCCCAGGCAUGCAGUGUAUCAAAUGUACACCAAAGUGCACAGGUACAUUCUAUGGAUCUAGCUGCACACUAUUAUGUCCAAGUGGCUACACAGUGAAGGGAGGCUCAGCAACUACCCUCUGCCAGGCCACUGGUGUGUGGACAGACCACAGCACCACGCACUGUCAGCGCAACAACAUGCGGCCAACACAGAUCAAACUCUUACCAUCAUCACUGAAAGAGAAUUCACCGCGUGGCACUAAAAUUGGUUCAUUCACAACAGCUGAUCCAAACCCACGCGAUUCUCACCGGUAUACAUUGACAGACACAGCGGGUGCUAGGUUUGUCAUUGCUAAUGGCAAUGAACUUCGUUCGACAUUUGUUCCCAAUUUUGAAACGCAGCCACAGUCAUAUUCAAUCACUGUGAAGAGCACGGACUCUGGUGGAUUGUCUGUGUCACAGACAAUACCCAUCACGAUCAAUGAUAUCAACGAAAAGCCUACCAAGUGCUCGUUGUCUUCCAACACGAUGAGGGAAAACCCGUAUUUGAACACAGUCAUAGGCAAGCUAGCCACGGUUGACCCAGACUAUGGGCAGACAUUCACCUACUCACUCCUGGACUCUGCUGGAGGAAAAUUUAAAUUAUCAGGCAACACACUUCAAGUUGCACAGUCCAACGCACGUUGUCUCAGUGAAGGCGGCAGCAAGUGUAUCUUCAACUACGAGUCCUCCACCAACAACAGGUUCUCAAUCACUGUCAGAACAACGGACAGUGGCCGACCACCUCUGUACCAUGAUUGUACACUGAGUGUGCUAGUUACUGGCAAUGUCAAUGACCAGCCGAGGAACCUGACAUUAUCUGGAUACACCAUACUGGAAGGCAAACCAGCUGGAACAACUGUUGGUGUUUUAUCAAGUGAUGAUGAAGACGUAGGCCAGGUGAUCACCUACACUCUCACCAAUAACGCUGGUGGUGCGUUCACGAUCACCGGCAACCGGCUCGUCUCCCGCAAGCCACUGGUGUUUGCUUCCAAAGGCAUUUACAAAAUCACCGUGCGAGCCACUGACAGUGGAUCACCCAAACUGUUUGUCGAGAAACCGUUCACUGUAACGGUCAAGGAUGGGGUUGAGCCACCCAUUCAACUCCAACUCACAUCAUCAGGCGGCCAGGUGUCCUUUCCAGUGAACAGGCCAACCAUUUGGGAAAAUGUUGUCAAGAACACUGUUCUUGGAACCGUCACAGCUGAUGACCCCGACGCUAAAUCCACAAUCAAGUUUAGCUUGGAUAACGAUGCCGGUGGUCGCUUCUCCCUAGGGCAGCAGACCAGUGUGUGCACAUCAAUCUCUGGCGUGUUGGGAGCUGCGAAAACAAGAUGUUCUGCCACGAUAAUGGUGUCUGGUAUACUGGACCAUGAACAAGACGCUUUGCACACCAUUGUUGUCAGGGCGACCGACAACAAUGGCCUUUUCAUCGUCAGAAAAUUCUCCGUCAAGGUCCAGGACGUAAACGAUGUGCCAACGGAUAUCUCAGUUGCUGGCGGAGUUUUGCAGGUCAAGGAAAACCUGAACAAUGCUGUUAUCGCGACAUUCAGCACGUCAGACCAGGAUCCAGCUCACACACAUACAUAUUCAUUGACUGUCAACCCAGGUUCAAAAUUCAAGUUUGUGGGAAAUCGCCUGAUGACAACUGCCUCUGCUAACUUAGAUUAUGAAAAGAAAAAGAUUUAUGCGGUGGUGGUACGCAGUACAGAUUCUGGCAAGCCGGCUCAGUAUGUUGAGAAGUCGUUCGUAAUUCGUGUAGAGGAUGUGAAUGAAGUACCUACAGCAGUCUCUCUUAGCACGAACAAAGUCGAUGAGAAUGCAGCACUGAACACUCCUAUUGGUACACUGAGCACAUUGGACCCAGACAACUCGCCAACCCAUCGGCAGACAUUCACAUACAUCUUGCUGGACAGUGCUGGAGGUCGAUUCAUGCUGUCUGGAAGCUCUCUUGUGGUUGGAGCGUCCAACAUCAAGUGCUUGAAGAACGGCAGAUCAUACUGUCAGCUGAAUUUUGAAUCAUCUUCCAGUUUUAGUGUCACAGUUAAAGUUACCGACAGUGGAUCACCUCCGCUCAGUGCAACUUUCCCGCUUACCAUACAACUAAACGAUAUCAAUGAUCAGCCAAGGCAACUUACCAUAGACAAUACCAUUAUCAAAGAGAAUGCCCCUAUCAACACAGUGCUGGGAGUUAUGUCGUGCACAGAUGAAGACCGCGGGCAAACUCAUCGUUUCCAGCUGAUCAAUGAUGAUAACGGUCAAUUCAAAGUCAGUGGUAAUAAGUUGCUCAAGGCAAAGUCAACAGAUUUAGACCCACAGGCAGUACACAAGAUCUCUGUUAAGGCCAUCGAUUCAGGAAAGCCUCCAAUGUCGGUAACAGCGGAUAUUGUCAUCAGUGUUGUGCCGGUCAAUGAUAAACCAAUAUCUGCUGUCUUCAAGGACUUGAAUGGGCAGCAGAGUUUCCCUGAUAAUCACCCAAAGGUCAAUGAGCGCUCCAUAGUCGGUACAGCCGUUGGUACUGUUCAAGCUCGUGACAUCGACUACAAAGAUCAGUUAAAGUUCUCGCUGGAUGAUGAUGCCAAUGGACAAUUUGCCAUUUCAACUGUUGCUACAUGUACUUUUGCUUCUUCUAGCAUCUGCUCAGCGACUGUCACUGUAGCUAGCCUUGUGGACUUUGAGACUACUCCAACGAAUGCCAUUACUGUCCGUGUCACUGAUACGCAUGGUGCUGUCCUGGUGACUCGCUUCAACAUCACGACCCUGGACGUCAAUGAAGCUCCUACCAGCAUGCAGCUAUCUCAAAGCAAGGUUGCUGAGAAACAAGCAGAUGCUCUAAUUGGAAGUUUUACAGCUACGGACCCAGACCCAGGGCAAACGUUCACAUACACUCUUGUCACAAAUCCAAGUGCUAAGUUCAAGAUUUCUGGCAGUGACCUCCGUACAGCUGUUGGUUUGGAUUUUGAAGCAUCACCAUCAUGGACGAUUCGUGUUCGUGCCACAGACAAUGGUAGUCCGGCACUAAGCUAUGAAAAGAACUUUGUUAUCAAUGUGAUUGAUGUGAAUGAAGCACCAACAUCUGUGCAAUUGGACAAUUAUGUUCUUGACGAAAACAGUCCGUUGGAUACUGUUGUUGGUAGUCUUACAACCUCUGACCCAGACAAUAUCAAUAAACAAUGGCAGACAUUCAGCUACCAAUUCGUUGCCUCAACGAAGGGAAAAUUCAAGAUUGAAGGAAACGAAUUGAAGGUGGACAUGUCGAAUGCUGAUUGUCUCAAGUAUGGCGGACUGUACUGCCAAUUGAACUUUGAAUCAUCACCCAGUGUGACUGUGACGUUGCGGGUCACUGAUAGUGGAUCACCAUCGCUGAGUGCAAUCGUCAAACUCACUAUACAACUGAAGGACAUCAAUGACAAACCAAGGCAACUGACUAUCAGCAAUAGCAUUGUGCAAGAGAAUGAUCCAGCUGGAACAGUGGUUGGAGUAUCCGCUUAUACUGAUGAAGACAAAGGACAGACUCACCAAGUGCAGCUGGUUGAUGAUGAUAAUGGUCAAUUCAAACUCAGUCCUGAUGGUACAAAGUUGCUGAAGGCCAAGUCUACGGAUUAUGAAACCAAGACUGUACACAAAGUCACUGUGAAGGUCACAGACAGUGGAAACCCUGCUAUGUCUAUUAUGCAGACAUUCUCUAUUAGUGUCAUUGAUAUGAAUGAUCAGCCAUACUCCAUAAGCUUCUCAUCGAAAAAUGGAGCAGUGUCGUUUCUUCCGGAUAAUCCAGAACUUCCAGAAAACUCAAAAAUCGGAACUGUUGUUGGUACUAUUCAAGGUACAGAUUUGGAUGCCAACCAGAAGCUCACCAUCUCCCUGGAUAACAAUGCUGGCAAUCGCUUUGCUGUUUCAUCAACAUCAUGUACAUUCACAUCCUCAAGCACAUGCACAGCCAUGGUGACAGUAUCGGGCAGUUUGGAUCAUGAAGACUCGUAUCAACAUCAAGUUGUAGUUCGGUUGACGGAUCCGGGUGGAUUGUUCAAAGUCAAGAAAUUCACCGUCAAGAUAUUGGAUGUCAAUGACCCUCCUACGGAUAUUGUGCUGUCAAACGAUGAUAUAGCAGAGAACAAAGCAAAGAGUCUUGUUGGAGUUCUAACAGCAAAGGAUCCUGAUCUUGGUCAAACUUACACCUACACGCUAGUCAACAAUGCCGGUGGAAAGUUUGUGAUCUCUGGCAAUGAGCUCAGAACAACUGGUGCUCUGGACUAUGAGGCAUCAGCAUCAUUGACUGUUCGUGUUCGUGUGACAGACAGUGGCAGUCCAGCACUAAGCUAUGAGAAGAAUCUUCUUAUCACAGUCAUCGAUGUGAAUGAAACACCUACAAGAGUGCAAUUGUCAAAUUAUCUAAUCAAUGAAAACCCCAAAGUGGAUACUAUCGUAGGAAUGAUUACAACCUCUGACCCGGAUAAUGCCAACAAGGUAUGGCAGACAUUCAGCUACAAACUGAUUGACUCUGCACAAGGGAUUUUCAAGAUUGAAGGAAACCAAGUGAAGGUGGCAAUACCCAAUGUAGAUUGUCUGAAGAACGGUGGGUCCUACUGUCGCCUGAAUUAUGAAUCCUCACCUACUUUCAGUGUCACAGUUCAAGUCACUGAUAGUGGAUCACCCGCGAAGACUGCAACUUUUCCGCUCACCAUCCAACUAAACAACAUCAAUGACCAACCAAGACAACUGACUAUUGGCAAUACAAUUGUGAAAGAGAAUGAUCCAGUUGGUACAGUAGUCGGAGUAUUCGCUUACACUGAUGAAGACAAAGGACAAACUCAUCAAGUCCAGCUUGUUGAUGAUGAUAAUGGUCAAUUCAAACUGAGUGCGGAUGGUACAACAUUGCUGAAGGCCAAGUCUACAGAUUAUGAAACCAAGACUGUACACAAAGUCACUGUGAAGGUCACGGAUAGUGGAAACCCUGCUAUGUCUGUUCAGCGUGAUUUCUACAUCAGUGUAACAGACAAGAAUGAAGUACCACUGCUUCCCGUCUUCAAGGAUACUAACGGACAACAAGUGUUUACAGAUGAUCAUGCUAGUGUGAAUGAGCAUCCCAAAUAUGGCAGUGUUGUUGGCGCAAUCUAUGCAUCAGACCCGGAUUCCAACCAACCACUGAAGCUCACAUUGGAUGACAAUGCACAGGGAAAGUUCUCCAUUGCACCAGUGGCUACUUGCACUUUGGUGUCUGGAAGUAAGUGCACUGCUGCCAUUACCGUGAUUGGUGCACUGGACUAUGAGAUAUCACAGGUCGAGUACAUUGUUGUGAGAGUCACCGACCCACACGGCAAGUUUGUGGCAAGGCGAUUUUCAGUGCAAGUUCUUGAUGUGAAUGAACCGCCAACAAGCAUGCAGCUAUCUCAAAGCAAGGUUGCUGAGAAACAAGCAGAUGCUCUAAUUGGAAGUUUUACAGCUACGGACCCAGACCCAGGGCAAACGUUCACAUACACUCUUGUCACAAACCCAAGUGCUAAGUUCAAGAUUUCUGGCAGUGACCUCCGUACAGCUGUUGAUUUGGAUUUUGAAGCAUCACCAUCAUGGACGAUUCGUGUUCGUGCCACAGACAAUGGUAGUCCGGCACUAAGCUAUGAAAAGAACUUUGUUAUAAAUGUGAUUGAUGUGAAUGAAGCACCAACAUCUGUGCAAUUGGACAAUUAUGUUAUUGACGAAAACAGUCCGUUGGAUACUGUUGUUGGUAGUCUUACAACCUCUGACCCAGACAAUAUCAAUAAACAAUGGCAGACAUUCAGCUACCAAUUCGUUGCCUCAACGAAGGGAAAUUUCAAGAUUGAAGGAAACAAAUUGAAGGUGGCUAUAUCGAAUGCUGAUUGUCUCAAGUAUGGUGGACUGUCAUGCCAAUUUAACUUUGAAUCAUCACCCAGCGUUACUGUGACUCUGCGGGUCACUGAUAGUGGAUCACCAUCGCUGAGUGCAGUCCUCAAACUUACUAUACAACUGAAGGACAUCAAUGACAAACCAAGGCAACUCACUAUCAGCAAUAGCAUUGUGCAAGAGAAUGAUCCAGCUGGUACAGUGGUUGGAGUAUUCGCUUACACUGAUGAAGACAAAGGACAGACGCAUCAAGUGCAGCUUGUUGAUGAUGAUAAUGGUCAAUUCAAACUCAGUGCGGAUGGUACAACAUUGCUGAAGGCCAAGUCUACAGAUUAUGAAACCAAGACUGUGCACAAAGUCACUGUGAAGGUCACAGAUAGUGGACACCCUGCUAUGUCUAUCGUGAAGAAUUUCUCCAUUAGUGUCACUGAUAGGAAUGAUAAACCAUACUCCAUAAGCUUCUCAUCGAAAAAUGGUCCAGCGUCAUUCCCUGUGGACCAUCCAGAACUUCCAGAAAACACCAAACCCGGAACUGUUGUUGGUACUAUUGAAGGUACAGAUUUGGAUGCCAACCCUCAGAAGCUCACCAUCUCUCUGGAUAACAAUGCUGGCAAUCGCUUUGCUGUUUCUUCAACAUCAUGUACAUUUACAUCCUCAAGCACAUGCACAGCAAUGGUGACAGUAUCGGGCAGUUUGGAUCAUGAAGACUCGUAUCAACAUCAAGUUGUAGUUCGGUUGACGGAUCCGGGUGGAUUGUUCAAAGUCAAGAAAUUCACCGUCAAGAUAUUGGAUGUCAAUGACCCUCCUACGGAUAUUGUGUUGUCAAACGAUGAUAUAGCAGAGAAGAAAGCAAAGAGUCUUGUUGGAGUUCUAACCGCUAAGGAUCCUGAUCUUGGUCAAACUUACACCUACACGCUAGUCAACAAUGCCGGUGGAAAGUUUAUGAUCUCUGGCAAUGAGCUCAGAACAACUGGUGCUCUGGACUAUGAGGCAUCACCAUCAUUGACAAUCCGUGUUCGUGUGACAGACAGUGGCAGUCCAGCACUAAGCUAUGAGAAGAAUUUUGUUAUCACAGUUAUCGAUGUGAAUGAAACACCUACAAAAGUGCAAUUGUCAAAUUAUCUAAUCAAUGAAAACCCCAAAGUGGAUACUAUCGUUGGAAUGAUUACAACCUCUGACCCGGAUAAUGCCAACAAGGUAUGGCAGACAUUCAGCUACAAACUGAUUGACUCUGCGCAAGGGAUUUUCAAGAUUGAAGGAAACCAAGUGAAGGUGGCAAUACCCAAUGUAGAUUGUCUGAAGAACGGUGGGUCCUACUGUCGCCUGAAUUAUGAAUCCUCACCUACUUUCAGUGUCACAGUUCAAGUCACUGAUAGUGGAUCACCCGCGAAGACUGCAACUUUUCCGCUCACCAUCCAACUAAACAACAUCAACGACCAGCCAAGGCAACUGACUAUUAGCAAUACAAUCGUGAAAGAGAAUGAUCCAGUUGGUACAGUGGUUGGAGUAUUUGCUUACACUGAUGAAGACAAAGGACAAACUCAUCAAGUUCAACUGGUUGAUGAUGAUAAUGGUCAAUUCAAACUGAGUGCAGAUGGUACAAAGUUGGUGAAGGCCAAGUCUACAGAUUAUGAAACCAAGACUGUACACAAAGUCACUGUGAAGGUCACGGACAGUGGAAACCCUGCUAUGUCUGUUCAGCGUGAUUUCUACAUCAGUGUAACAGACAAGAAUGAAGUACCACUGCUUCCCGUCUUCAAGGAUACUAACGGACAACAAGUGUUUACAGAUGAUCAUGCUAGUGUGAAUGAGCAUGCCAAGUAUGGCAGUGUUGUUGGCACAAUCUAUGCAUCAGACCCGGAUUCCAACCAAACACUGAAGCUCACAUUGGAUGACAAUGCACAGGGAAAGUUCUCCAUUGCACCAGUGGCUACUUGCACUUUUGUGUCUGGAAGUAAGUGCAGUGCAGCCAUUACCGUGAUUGCUACACUGGACUAUGAGAUAUCACAGGUCGAGUACAUUGUUGUGAGAGUCACCGACCCACACGGCAAGUUUGUGGCAAGGCGAUUUUCAGUGCAAGUUCUUGAUGUGAAUGAACCGCCAACAAGCAUGCAGCUAUCUCAAAACAAGGUUGCUGAGAAUCAAGCAGAUGCUCUAAUUGGAAGUUUUACAGCUACGGACCCAGAUCCAGGGCAAACGUUCACAUACACUCUUGUCACAAAUCCAAGUGCUAAGUUCAAGAUUAUCGGCAGUGACCUCCGUACAGCUGUUGGUUUGGAUUUUGAAGCAUCACCAUCAUGGACGAUUCGUGUUCGUGCCACAGACAAUGGUAGUCCGGCACAAAGCUAUGAAAAGAACUUUGUUAUCAAUGUGAUUGAUGUGAAUGAAGCACCAAAAUCUGUGCAAUUGGACAAUUAUGUUCUUGACGAAAACAGUCCGUUGGAUACUGUUGUUGGUAGUCUUACAACCUCUGACCCAGACAAUAUCAAUAAACAAUGGCAGACAUUCAGCUACCAAUUCGUUGCCUCAACGAAGGGAAAUUUCAAGAUCGAAGGAAACACAUUAAAGGUGGACAUGUCGAAUGCUGAUUGUCUCAGGUAUGGCGGACUGUACUGCCAAUUUAACUUUGAAUCAUCACCCAAUGUGAUUGUGACGUUGCGGGUCACUGACAGUGGAUCACCAUCACUGAGUGCAGUCUUCAAACUUACUAUACAACUGAAGGACAUCAAUGACAAACCAAGGCAACUCACUAUCAGCAAUAGCAUUGUGCAAGAGAAUGAUCCAGCUGGAACAGUGGUUGGAGUAUUCGCUUAUACUGAUGAAGACAAAGGACAAACUCAUCAAGUGCAGCUGGUUGAUGAUGAUAAUGGUCAAUUCAAACUCAGUCCUGAUGGUACAAAGUUGCUGAAGGCCAAGUCUACAGAUUAUGAAACCAAGACUGUACACAAAGUCACUGUGAAGGUCACAGACAGUGGAAACCCUGCUAUGUCUAUCGUGAAGAAUUUCUCCAUUAGUGUCACUGAUACGAAUGAUCAACCAUACUCUAUAAGCUUCUCAUCGAAAAAUGGUCCGUCGUCAUUUCCUGUGGAUAAUCCAGAACUCCCGGAAAACACCAAACCCGGAACUGUUGUUGGUACUAUUGAAGGUACAGAUUUGGAUGCCAACCAGAAGCUCACCAUCUCCCUGGAUAACAAUGCUGGCAAUCGCUUUGCUGUUUCUUCAACAUCAUGUACAUUUACAUCAUCAAGCACGUGCACAGCCCUGGUGACUGUAUCAGGCAGUUUGGAUCAUGAAGACUCGUAUCAACAUCAAGUUGUAGUUCGGUUGACGGAUCCGGGUGGAUUGUUCAAAGUCAGGAAAUUCACCGUCAAGAUAUUGGAUGUCAAUGACCCUCCUACGGAUAUUGUGUUGUCAAACGAUGAUAUAGAAGAGAAGAAAGCAAAGAGUCUUGUUGGAGUUCUAACAGCUAAGGAUCCUGAUCUUGGUCAAACUUACACCUACACGCUAGUCAACAAUGCCGGUGGAAAGUUUAUGAUCUCUGGUAAUGAGCUCAGAACAACUGGUGCUCUGGACUAUGAGGCAUCAGCAUCAUUGACAAUUCGUGUUCGUGUGACAGACAGUGGCAGUCCAGCACUAAGCUAUGAGAAGAAUUUUGUUAUCACAGUUAUCGAUGUGAAUGAAACACCUACAAGAGUACAAUUGUCAAAUUAUCUAAUCAAUGAAAACCCCAAAGUGGAUACUGUCGUUGGAACGAUUACAACCUCUGACCCAGAUAAUGCCAACAAGCUAUGGCAGACAUUCAGCUACAAACUGAUUGACUCUGCACAAGGGAUUUUCAAGAUUGAAGGAAACCAAGUGAAGGUGGCAAUACCCAAUGUAGAUUGUCUGAAGAAUGGUGGGUCCUACUGUCGCCUGAAUUAUGAAUCCUCACCUACUGUCAAUGUCACAGUUCAAGUCACUGAUAGUGGAUCACCCGCGGAGACUGCAACAUUUCCGCUCACCAUCCAACUAAACAACAUCAACGACCAGCCAAGACAACUGACUAUCAGUAAUACAAUCGUGCAAGAGAAUGAUCCAGCUGGAACAGUGGUUGGAGCAUUCGCAUAUACUGAUGAAGACAAAGGACAAACUCACCAAGUGCAGCUGCUUGAUGAUGAUAAUGGUCAAUUCAAACUGAGUGCAGACGGUACAAAGUUGGUGAAGGCCAAGUCUACAGAUUAUGAAACCAAGACUGUACACAAAGUCACUGUGAAGGUCACAGACAGUGGAAACCCUGCUAUGUCUAUUCAGCGUGAUUUCUACAUCAGUGUAACAGACAAGAAUGAAGUACCACUGCUUCCCGUCUUCAAGGAUACUAACGGACAACAAGUGUUUGCAGAUGAUCACGCUAGUGUGAAUGAGCAUCCCAAAUAUGGCAGUGUUGUUGGCACAAUCUAUGCAUCAGACCCGGAUUCCAACCAAACACUGAAGUUCACAUUGGAUGACAAUGCGCAGGGAAAGUUCUCCAUUGCACCAGUGGCUACUUGCACUUUUGUGUCUGGAAGUUGGUGCACUGCAGCCAUCACCGUGAUUGGCAGACUGGACUAUGAGAUGUCACAGGUCGAGUACAUUGUUGUGAGAGUCACGGACCCAUACGGCAAGUUUGUGGCAAAGCGAUUCUCAGUGCAAGUUCUUGAUGUGAAUGACCCGCCAACAGAUAUCUCCAUCUCCAAGGAAAGUGUGGCUGAGAACCAAGUCGAUGCUGUGGUGGGAACUUUUACCUGUAAAGAUGUGGAUCCUGGCCAGCAUUGCCAAUACUCUCUUGUAAACACAGCGAGCGGAGUGUUCAAGAUAUCGGGCAACACACUCCGCACAGCUGUUGCUCUGGACUACGAGGCAUCAUCAUCAUGGACAAUCCGUGUUCGUGCAACAGACAAUGGCAGUCCAGCACUAAGCUAUGAGAAGACCUUUGUCAUCAAUGUGAUUGACGUAAAUGAAGCACCUACAUCGGUGAAAUUGUCAAAUGUUGCUAUCAAUGAAAAUUGUCCUCUGGAUACUCUUGUCGGGUAUCUUACAGCUUCUGACCCUGAUAAUUCCAAUAAGCACAGGCAGACAUUCAGCUACACAUUUGGGCCAACGCAAGGACGGUUCAAGAUUGAUGGCAAUGCUGUGAAGGUGGCAAUAUCCAAUGUAGAUUGUCUAAAGUAUGGCGGAUCCUACUGUCGACUGAACUUUGAAUCCUCACCUAGUUUUAGUGUCACCGUCCAUGUUACCGACAGUGGAUCACCACCACUCAGUUCAACUUUCCCGCUUACCUUACACCUAAACAACAUCAACGAUCAGCCAAGGCAUCUUACCAUCGACAAUACCAUUGUAAAAGAGAAUGAUCCAGUUGGUACAGUAGUUGGAAUGUUUGCUUACUCUGAUGAAGACGUAGGACAAACUCAUCAAAUCCAGCUGCUCGUUGAUGACAAUGGACAAUUCAAACUUAGUUCCGAUGGUAAAAAGUUGGUGAAGGCCAAGUCCACAGAUUAUGAGACCAAGUCAGUUCACAACAUUACUGUCAGAGUUACUGAUAAUGGAAGCCCACAAAUGUCGAUCACCCAGACAUUCUCUAUAAGCGUCCGUGAUAUCAAUGAGCCCCCUGUAUUUAUGAGCUUGCUGUCGACUGAUGGCCAACUGUCCUUUCCUGUGGAUCAUCCACAAGUCAAGGAAAACUCUAAAGCUGGAACUAUCAUCGGAAGAAUCCAAGCAACAGACCUGGAUGCCAAUCAGAGGUUGACGUUUUCCUUCGACAGUAAUGCCCAAGGUCGAUUUUCAAUAUCCACAUCAUCGGCAUGUAGUUUUACAUCAUCCAGUAACUGCACCGCGACAGUGAGUGUAUUAGGAAGUUUGGAUUAUGAGAACUCAUAUCAACAUCAAGUUGUAGUUCGGGUGACGGAUCCAAGUGGAAAAUUCAGGGUCAAGAACUUCACCGUGAAGAUAGUAGAUGUCAACGAUCCUCCUACGGAUAUCACGUUAUCAAACGCCUUGAUUGCUGAGAACAAGGCAAAGAGUGUUGUUGGAUUCUUCACUACAACUGAUCAGGACACAAGUCAAAGUUACUCAUACACACUACUAAACAGUGCCAGUGGAAGAUUUGCAAUCUCUGGCGAUGAACUCGUCACUACAGUAGCAGGUCUGAACUAUGAAAAGGCACAAAGUUGGACGGUUCGUGUUCGUGUGACAGACAAUGGCAGUCCAGCACUGAGCUAUGAGAAGAACUUUGUUAUCAAUGUGAUUGAUGUGAAUGAAGCACCAACAUCUGUGCAAUUGGACAAUUAUCAAAUCAAUGAAAACUGUCCAGUGGAUACAGUUGUUGGAAAACUUACAACCUCUGACCCAGAUAAUGCCAACAGACAACGGCAGACAUUCAGCUACACAAUGAUUGACUCAGCUCAGGGGAUAUUCAAGAUCGAAGGAGAUGAUAUCAAGGUUGCUGUGUCAAAUGCAGAUUGCCUGAAGUAUGGUGGUGUGUACUGCCAACUGAAUUAUGAAGGAACGCCUAGCUUCAGUGUUUCAGUCCAGGUCACAGAUAGUGGAUCGCCAUCAGCAAGCGCCAUUUUCAAUCUAACGAUUCAACUGAAGGACAUCAACGAUCAACCAAGGCAGUUCACUAUCAGUAACUCUAUCGUGAAAGAGAAUGACCCAGCUGGAACAGUAGUUGGAGUAUUCGCUUACACUGAUGAAGACAAAGGACAAACUCACCAAGUGCAGCUUGUUGAUGAUGAUAAUGGUCAAUUCAAACUGAGUGCGGAUGGUAAAAGUUUAGUGAAGGCCAAGUCUACAGAUUAUGAAACCAAGACUGUACACAAAGUCACUGUGAAGGUCACCGACAGUGGAAACCCUGCUAUGUCUGUUGAACUUGAGAUCAAUGUGACUGUCACCGACGUGAACGAAAAUCCCAUUUCAGCCGUUUUCACUGACAUGGCGGGUCAGCAAGUCUUCCCUGCCAAUCAUCCUGCAGUCGAUGAGAACUCCCACUAUGGUGCCCCAGUAGGGACGGUGCUGGCACAAGAUCGGGAUGCAAGACAGUCACUAGUGUUCACAUUGGAUGAUGACGCCGGUGGACUGUUUUCAAUUAGCGCCACGCCAGCCUGUAACUUUACAUCAGGCAGUACAUGCCGUGCCCAGGUCUUUGUGAUUGGUAGUCUGGAUCACGAGCUGGCGUCUGUUCACUACAUAUCAGUUCGUGUCCGUGAUCCGUUUGGCCUCGUCCGAGUUCAGCGUUUUCCCAUCCGUGUACUGGAUGUAAAUGACCCGCCGGAGAACAUCACACUGUCCAAUCAGCGUGUGCUUGAGAACAUUGUCGACCCAUUCAUUGGUACGUUUGUGCCUACGGAUGAUGACCCCAGUCAAUCAUUCACCUACAAGCUGGUUAGCCAAGGAACUGACUCAUUUGUGAUCAUUGGAAAUCAGCUGCACUACAUAGGAGAAUUUAACUACGAAGAGUCAUCAUCCUGGACAAUCCGUGUCCGUGUGACCGACAAUGGCAGCCCAGCACUAAGCUACGAGAAGAACUUUGUCAUUACGGUGGUCGAUGUGAACGAAACACCUACGUCAGUGCAUUUGUCCAACUCCAAAAUUCCUGAAAACUGUCCUGCGGACACUAUUGUUGGUGAUCUUUCAACCCUCGACCCAGACAAUACCAAUAAAGCAUGGCAGACGUUUCAAUACUCAUUGGUUGACACUGCUGGCGGUCGAUUUCUAUUGGAUGGAAAGACUCUCAAGGUUCGCCCGUCGAAUGUGGCAUGCUUAGCCCUGGGAGGUACAGCGUGUUGGCUGAACUAUGAACAUAAACCCUACUACACUGUUCUUGUAAGAGCCACGGACUCGGGCACUCCACCACGUUCAGCUGAUUUCUCUGUUAACAUCACCCUGAAAGAUGUCAAUGAUAGACCGCGGAACCUGCGAAUCAGUGACUAUCGAGUGCAUGAGAAUCAACCUGUCGGCACUGCCAUUGGGACAUUCAGUGGAUUUGAUGAAGAUUCCAAGCAAUACCUGUCAUUCUUCUUGACAGACGAUGAUGGAGGAAGGUUCAAGAUUGUCGGCAGUGAACUACAAAAGGCUUUGCCUGCAAACUUUGAAAUUUCCAAGAAACAUUACAUCACCGUGCUGAUGAAGGAUGACGGUACACCUAGUUUGAAUAUCACCAAAACGUUCUUGAUUGAAGUGCUGGAUGUCCAUGAAGCUCCGGUGUACAUGAACUGCACCGACACAGAUGGACAGCUGACUUUUGUUAUGGACAUGCCCGAAGUUGAGGAGAACAGCGUAAUUAGCACGGUUGUGGGCACAAUCGUGGCUGUGGAUCCUGAUUACAACCAAACUCUGACAUUCACACUGGAUGAUGAUGCCUCCGGGCUGUUGGCACUUAGCUCUUCUGUCUCCUGCCAAAGGGUCACAGAUAUCAACGGUCACCAUUCUUCCUGUCAGACGCAGCUGCUUGUAGCUGGCGCAUUGAACUAUGAAUCAGUGAAGACACAUGAUGUUGUUGUGCGAGUAACUGACCAGUCAGGUCAUUUCAACGUGCAGAGGUUCACGGUCAAGGUGGUUGACGCCAACGAUGUGCCACACGACAUUGAAAUCCUCUCGAGGACUAUUGAUGAGAACUCACAGAUGGUGUACAUCACAGACUUUGUAACGCAGGACCAGGACAAGACGCACAUUCACACGUACAGCCUCGCCUCUAACCCGGGCAAUCAGUUUGUCAUUGUCAACAACAGCCUAUACACAGCUGCAAUAGCCACUCUAAACUAUGAGAAACAGCAACAAUGGACGAUCAAAGUGCGAUCCACUGACAACGGUAUUCCAGCUAAGAACAUCGAGAAGGCGUUUGUCAUUGAUGUGGUGGAUGUGAAUGAAGCCCCAACUGCUAUCAACAUCACUGGCUUCACGGUUUUGGAAAAUAGUCCAAACGGAACCGUGAUUGGCGAGCUUCUUGUCACGGAUCCGGAUAACUUUGGCCCGAAGGGACACUGGCAGAAUGCUUCAUGCUCUGCCAUGGACAAUGCUGGAGGGAUAUUCACCAUAGUCGACAAUAUCGUGAAGGUUGUGCAAGCCAGUCUGGAUUAUGAAGCUGUUCAAAACUACACGAUUGCUGUACGCUGCACUGAUGAUGGUGCACCCACAUUAUCACUGUCCUGGGUGUUCAGUGUACAUGUAUUGAAUGCCAAUGAGAUACCCACAUCAACUAGCAUUAGCAAUGAUACCCUAGAUGAGAAUGCUCCCAAUGGAACGGUUGUUGGAAUCUUCAGCACAGUCGAUCCCGACAAUGAGCAUGCCACAGUACAGUCCUUCACGUACAGCAUUGUACAUGCAAUGACCAAUCUUCCGUUUGUGAUCGUUGGCGAUGAGCUGAUUGUCGCUGGAUCGCUUGACUAUGAAGUCAGAGCUGCUUGGCCUAUAACAGUUGAGUCCACCGAUUCUGGUGGGUUGUCCACGCUGAACGUAUUCCAGAUCAAUGUUAACAACCUGAACGAACCACCGACAGGAUUCAGGUUGUUUCCUGGCAGCAACCUAGCGGAGGAUAGUCCAGUCGGGACAGACGUUGCUGACGUCCUUGCUGUGGAUGAUGAUGACAGUGAUUUGCACACGUUUGAAGUUCUUGGAGUUGCUCCUGGUAUUUUGCUAAAUUCGUCGUCCAUGGAUCCAAGUCUAUCCGAUAUGUUUGUGAUCAAUGAAACGAACGGCGUGCUGUCAACUGGGAACUACAGCUUUGAUUACGAGACCACAUCAAGUUACACUGUGUGGAUUAGGACAAGUGACCUUGGCCUCACACCCAGCUACGAUUUUGUGGACAUCAUCAUAGUGAAUAUCAGUGAUGUCAACGAAGCACCGAGUGACAUCACCUUGGAUAAUGACGAGGUGGACGAGAAUAGCCGGGUUGGAGCUCUGGUUGGGCAUCUGACUGUUACAGAUCCGGACAAUGCUGACAGCCUCCAUACCAGUUCUCAACACUUCAGCUGUAGUGUACUCGAUGCCAAGUCACGAUCCUUCAAGGUUGUAAAUCUGACUACGCUGGUGGUUUCGAAGGACAACCUGGACUUUGAAAAUGACCCUACGCAUUUCAUUGAGAUUCAAUGCUGGGAUAAUGAUAAGGUCAAUCCUCUCUUCAUGAACAAGCAGUUCACCAUCACACUGAAGAAUGUCAAUGAAGCACCCACCAUGAUUAUGUUGUCUAACACCCGUGUUGCUGAAAGGCUUGGACCCCAUGCACAGCUCGGCACAGUGUCUGCUAAAGAUCCGGACAACGAAGUUACCCACCGCCAGAACAUCACAUUUACAUUACAAGAUCAGAAUACCACAGAUGUGCCAUUAGUACUGGUCUAUAAUCACAUUCUGGAGACUACAAUGAACUUGGAUUUUGAGAGCAGGCGUUUGUACACGCUGACUGUGAUUGCUACUGAUGAUGGAAAUCCUGUUUUAUCUAGUCGAAAACAAUUCAAUGUCUCGGUUAUCAAUGAGAAUGAUCCGCCAACUGAAGUUGUGCUGAACAGCACCGGUGUUGCAGAGGACUCACCGCUCGGUACUGACAUCGGUACAUUGUCAACUAAGGAUGGUGAUAUUGGCCAGACAUACACGUACACUGUUCUGCCCUACCUGAACAUCACGGAUAGCUCUAUGUUUGGUAUCCAUGGCAAUACCUUAAUCCUACUGAGGAGGUUGGACUAUGAAAGUGAAGACUCAUGGCCUGUCUUGAUACAAACAGAGGACAGUGGUUUUCCUAGACUCACCCAUCGUAAUGUUGUGUACGUCAACGUCAUUGAUGUAAAUGAGCCACCUAGUGAGAUUGAUAUGGACUACCAGCCAACACUUGAAGAGAGCAUCAGCCCUGGAACUCUUGUAGCCAAUUUCACUGUUAUGGACCCAGAUGUAAACCAAACCCAUACGUGCCACAUAACGGAGGGUGAAAGUAGCUUCAUUAUCAGCAGUGGAUCUACAGCGUCCGGCGGGGAAGCCUUCACGAUUUUGAUCUCUGACAAGACAACUCUGGAUUAUGAGGCUGGCACGACAGUGUAUGUGAAAAUCAAUUGCUCCGAUGACGGCAUGCCAUCAUUGUCAAUUUCCAGAACAAUUGCCUUCACUGUGGAAGAUGUCAACGAGCAGCCCACGGGUAUCCUGAUCUCCGGAAAUCACGCAGUUCCCGAGAACUCACCACCUGGAUAUGCUGUGGGGACAUUAUCUACUGUUGACCCUGACAUGGGACAGAUCUAUACGUACAUCCUCAUUGGAGAUGCGGUGAAAACAUUCAUGAUCAUUGAUGCAUCGAAUGAACUUGUUGUCAAAAACAACACUUUACUCAACUAUGAGGAAAACACUCAGAUCACUGUUACAGUUCAGACUACUGACAAUGGCGUACCUGCCCGCUCUUUCAUCCACUCAAUCAACAUCAGCAUCAGUGACAUCAACGAACCCCCAACCAACAUACGCCUUCUUGGCAGUGGAGAACUGAAAGAGGAUGCGGCCAAUGGAGACAUACUGGGACGUUUGACUUGUGAUAAUCCAGAGAAAGCCCAGACACUGUCAUACACGAUCGACUCUCCAACGCUGCAGGUUUCUCAAACUAUGUUCUCCGUGUACACAAAUGCAUCAGGAGCGUUUGUGCAGCUUGUGAACAACACGGAUAUGGCAGGCACUAGUAUACUAGCGUUUGUUGUUAAUGUUACUGACAAUGGGCACCCGCCAGAGUCAGGUCUGCAAAUGAUCGCAGUAAAACUGAUUAAGCUUGACCCAUGUGCCCAGGGCACUCGCAAUUGUGGCAGUGGCGCAUACUGCCAGCGUGUUAAUAUGUCAUCGGCACUUUGUCCUUGCAAGUCGGGAUUUGUUCCUAGCUCCAUUCCCGACUCGUGUAUGCAACGUGACGACUGCAUUGCCAUGUCUGGGGAGGCGAUUAUACUGUUAAGCCAUGGUGCAGCCUCUGGAUCACUACCACCAGCAGCAGCAGUGUCCUCCACACCAGUGUCAGUAUGUGAAAACAAUGCAACGUGCAUGGACUUGACGAACGACUAUGUGUGUAGCUGUACUCCUGGCUUUACGGGACAGAACUGCGAGAUCAGAUUUGACCGGUGCACACUACAGCCAGGCCUUUGCCAGCAUAACGGUACCUGUGUGGACAGCUCACCUAACACUGGCCUAAGUUGUGUGUGCCCCAUCGGAUAUAACGGAAGUCAUUGCGAUGUGAAUCCAGAUGAUUGUCCAGGUGCCGUUUGUGGAGUAGGUACUUGCGUUGAUGGCCUAGCCAUGUUCACAUGCACAUGUCCUCCGUCAAGGACCGGCCGCAUCUGUCAGUAUGCAAGCGGAGCCUGUGAUAGUGCACUCUGCACUGGAUCUGAUCAGUGUAUUCCGCGCUCUUUGGACGAUACAUCACUGAUAACUGUCAGCUCUUCAGAAAAGACCCAGUACAUGUGUGUUCCUCCGUCGUUUAUUGUCAAUGAUCGUUUCCACACCGAUAGUGCACUAACCGACACGGACAGAGAGAAAUGGGAAGAUACUGUACGUGGCAUUAAGAUCAUGGAUGCAGAUGGCAAAUAUAUAUCUCCAGAUGACAUCAUUAUCUUACCAGCAGCUACUGAUGAUGAGAUCAGCUAUGUAGUCCUAUUGGAUGAUGCUCCUGUAGACCCGUACACAGUGAAGCAUGCCAUGAAUACCACUUGCCAUCCGCAUGAGCAUGCACUAGCCCAGAGACUUGCCCGGCUCUGCACCGACUUGGUGCAAGACGCUGUGGAGCCACAGAGCCAGGCCGCAUCACAAGCAUCUGAGCAAUCUGAUCAUCCGUACCUUGUUUGGGGCAUUGUCAGCGGUCUCUUACUGGCAGCUCUUCUGAUCUUGAUUUUAGUGACCAUCAAAGUGCAACACACCAAGAAACUCUUAGGCCAGAGCAAACAACGAGAGCGACGUCUCCAGGCCCCAGUAGACGACAGCGAUGCUCUGGCUGCGGAGUUCAUGUUUGACGGCUACACCGACUAUGUGUACUCAGGUGGCGACCGUCACUUCUCUCGCAAUCCGCUCUACUAUGAUCCAGCGCUUGCCGUGAAUGGCGAAGAUCCUGAUGGCCAGGGCAGUACAAUGGUUACCUCCUCGGUUUAUGAUGCUUUUCAACCAAGCAAGGGAGACAUGAAUGACCAGGGAUCUCAAGCAAGCAUUUAUGCCACUCUGGAGCAUGUUGGUGGAGAGGAAGGAGUAAAUGAACUCUAUUCAGAACUUCAGAAUUCUGCGUCCUCUCCGUUCCCAGGUGGAGCCAUUGGCAUGACCAAUCCAGUGUACGAAGGUUUCCGUGACGAGCCUGAAUACACUACGGCCGCUGAGGACUACAGCGCGCUCUCUUUUGAUGACGGACGCAAAAUGCCUGCUGCUGUUGUUGAUACUUCUACUGCCACCACCACUACCGGCACUGCUCGCGGCGUGUCUGCUGCUAAUGUUGAUACUGGUGCUGACUACAGCGCACUGGAAUUUGGUGGAACCACUCCGACCAAUCAGACUGCAGCAAACUCAACUGCCGGUACGAACAAUGACUACAGUACUAUCCGUGAAGCCAAAUCAUCUGCAGCAGGCGCAGCACGUUCAUCCAGCUACAGCACGCUAGACUUUGGAAAACGCCCAAGUCACACGUCGAAAAGCCGUGCGUUCAGCACCACUCGACCGGCUGAUCCAUUCAAUGAGACCGGUGAAUCUUCCCUACAAACAACACAGCAGCGUAGAGACCGCAAAGCUGCUCAACCCCCUACUAACCUUGGUGAUAGUAAGAAGCAGGUUCAGAUUGCCAAUCUCAUCGACAGUAUUGACUGGCCUGAAAUGUCCUGAACAACGGAAUACUGAUUUGGAUUGCACUUAUAUUGUCCAUAAUGGAGUUGACCGACACUCACCUGUUUUGCCUGUUUCGAUAGUCCAUUGAAUCCUUUGGGCACUGGCAAUAUGAUUAUCGUGAUGACAUUCAUUUGAGUACUGGGUCGUUUUUUUUCUUUUUUUCCUCUUCACUAAAAUAUUCUCUCAAAUUUUUGUUGUCAUCGUUUAUCACAAGUACUUUCUCUCUCUUGAGACAAAAAGGUUCCGUUUUCGCAAUAGUGGAUAGUAGAUGACUCAUCUGACCAGAAUUGCUCUGAAUACUCCUGGAUAUGGAACGGGGAACUGUCUUCUUUUGCGUUUUGUGUCUCCUCUCCUAACUUAUCUAUUCUCUCAAAAUUCUCACUCUUAGUGGCGUUAGUUUUACUGCAUUUCCGCACAAAGCCACUCUCCACUAUUCCCAGUGGUUGUGGCAAGCAGUUGCUGAAUACUCAUAUCUCGUCGACAAGAACGUUCCUGAAAAACGGAAUAGCAGACUAUGUGCUUUGAGCAUGAUUUAGCUCGGAUCUUCACAGCACUUCUCUUGUCACCACAACAUUUUGGGCAUGCAUUUUUCUAGUUCACGUUUUGUCUUACAAAUUCAGGAGCGAGAUGUCCAACUUGAAUUCAACAGUUUCAA